This is a messenger RNA of Culex pipiens pallens (northern house mosquito), 619 nucleotides long. RefSeq names its product NTF2-related export protein (gene Nxt1). The coding region runs from base 163 to 582 and encodes 139 amino acids. Lineage: Eukaryota; Metazoa; Arthropoda; Insecta; Diptera; Culicidae. Gene Ontology annotation, cellular component: nuclear pore central transport channel. The transcript has 2 exons. Gene Ontology annotation, biological process: protein import into nucleus. The record is from RefSeq and is a predicted model, not a curated record.
GUCAACACUCGAGCAAACAACAAAACGAAAUCAAGCGGCGUCGUCCGAAUUUUAAUUUGAUUUAAGAAUAAAAACGGCAGAAAAAACGCUGAUUUUAACAAAGAAAUAGUAAAUUUCGUAGAGUUAUUUGUCUAGGAGGUCAAAUAACUGAAAAAUAUCAAAAUGUCCACCGUAAUUGACUCGGAACUCCGCACCAAGAUCGACACCGCUUGCCGCACGGCAGAGGAGUUCACCAAACUGUACUACGACAGCGUGGACAAGAAGCGCCACCAAAUGUCCAAGCUGUACAUGGACAACGGGCUGCUGGUGUGGAAUGGGAACGGCGCGAACGGGAAGGACAACAUCCAGAAGUACUUCCAGGAGCUGCCCCGGUCCGAGCACGUAAUGAACACACUGGACGCGCAACCGAUCAUCGACGAUGCCGUUUCGUCGCAGCUGACGUUUAUCAUUCAGGUGUCGGGGACGGUGCGCUUCCAGGACAAUCCGACGAAGCCGUUCCAGCAGACGUUUAUGAUUACGGCCCAGGGGGACAAGUGGAAGAUUGCGAGCGACUGCUUCCGGCUGCAGGAUGCGAUAUUUUAGGGAGAGAGGGAAUAAAGAGGACGGAUUUGGAGAACAU